CCAGCACUGGGGAAACCAAUCUAUGCACCAAAAUGUCUAAGUCUGGAAACAAGCCUUCAGAAAGUUCUCAUUCCUGUUGUUCUAAAGUUGUCUGCCAGAAGGUAGGUGUUGUGAGGUGAGGUAGAACUCUGCAUUUCCUCCUCAAAGUCGAAGAGAAAGGAAUUUUCAAAGUGGGGAUUAUGUUCUUGGUCUUUAUUUUUUUAUGAAUAAAGCCUCCCGACUCCCCAGUUCUUCUCUUGGUUUGCCCCGCCCUUCAGAUCACUUUCUAUGAGGACAAGCACUUUCAAGGCCGCCACUAUGACUGUGACUGCGACUGUGCAGAUUUCCACAUGUACCUGAGUCGCUGCAACUCCAUUCGAGUGGAGGGAGGCACCUGGGCCGUGUACGAAAGGCCCAACUUCGCGGGCUACAUGUACAUCCUACCUCGGGGCGAGUACCCCGAGUACCAGCACUGGAUGGGCCUCAAUGACCGCCUCAGCUCCUGCCGAGCUGUUCAUCUGUCUAGUGGAGGCCAGUAUAAGAUUCAGAUCUUUGAGAAAGGAGAUUUUAAUGGCCAGAUGUACGAAACCACUGAAGAUUGCCCUUCUAUCAUGGAGCAGUUUCACAUGCGAGAGGUCCACUCCAGUAAGGUGCUGGACGGCGUCUGGAUUUUCUACGAGCUACCCAACUACCGUGGCAGGCAGUACCUUCUGGACAAGAAGGAGUACCGGAAGCCCAUUGAUUGGGGUGCAGCUUCCCCAGCUGUGCAGUCUUUCCGCCGCAUUGUGGAGUAAUGACGGGGAUGGGGCCACAGGCUUCUCCCUGGGGGCCAUGUGCUGGCUAGCCUUGUCAUCCAAGUAGGCAUCAUAAAUAAAACAAUUGGCAUGCAUUCCA
This is a messenger RNA of Odobenus rosmarus divergens (Pacific walrus), 873 nucleotides long. It is a transcript of the gene CRYGS, whose product is annotated as crystallin, gamma S. The transcript is spliced from 3 exons. Gene Ontology annotation, molecular function: structural constituent of eye lens. Gene Ontology annotation, biological process: lens development in camera-type eye; visual perception. The record is from RefSeq and is a predicted model, not a curated record. NCBI's taxonomy places the organism in Eukaryota, Metazoa, Chordata, Mammalia, Carnivora, Odobenidae. The coding region runs from base 330 to 773 and encodes 147 amino acids.